CUACACCUUUACCAAUGAACUGACGGAAACCUGCAAGAACAUGGUUAAAGUGGUGGCAUCAGUCUCGGGAGUUAUUGGAACCUCCGGAGAUAUCUCCAUAGAAGAAUUACCACCGGUUGAAGACGGUUCGUUCAAAUUUUUAGGAGCGGGAAAUAUAGAAGUAUCGUGGAAAUCACCAAAUAUAGGUUCAGAGUCGUGUACAUUUAUGUACGACUUGAAAUUAAAGGAGACAGGUGCCUCGGACUUUAUUAUAGAUCAUUUCGAUAAUUGGAGUACAAAACCAUUCUUAUGGAAACCUAAUAAUAUUGAUGGCAUAAAUGAUUGCGGUGAUAUGAUAGUUACAAUUACCACCAAAUCUGAAUCAAAAUCUGGAACCUCUGUGACGCUAGAUUGUGAACCACAAAACUUAAUUGUUUAGCGUAGAUUUAUACAAAUUUCUAUUCAUAUCUUAGAAUUAUAUUAUUAUAUUAUUUUAGUACUCUUAGGUAAAAAUUUCAAUUAAUUGUUAAUAUAUUAAUUUAUAGUGUUUUAUUAGUACAUAUCCUGUUUAUGGUUGUCAAUAAAAUGAAUUAGAACAUUCUUCAA
This is a messenger RNA of Onthophagus taurus, 585 nucleotides long. The record is from RefSeq and is a predicted model, not a curated record. Lineage: Eukaryota; Metazoa; Arthropoda; Insecta; Coleoptera; Scarabaeidae.